Molecule: messenger RNA, 936 nt
Organism: Hyalella azteca
Lineage: Eukaryota; Metazoa; Arthropoda; Malacostraca; Amphipoda; Hyalellidae
Product: acetoacetyl-CoA synthetase-like
Exons: 5
Cellular component (GO): cytosol
Molecular function (GO): acetoacetate-CoA ligase activity
Source: RefSeq, a predicted model, not a curated record
CUUUGAAUUGAAACAGUUCUUGAAAUGUCUCCUUUACAUAAGGAUUUAAAUAAUAUAAGCAAGCCUAAGGCAUUGUGGCAUCCUUCUGGAAGAUACAUUUCUGAGGGUUCCAACAUAAAAUGCUUCAUGCGCUCUGUUAAUGAGGACUUCAAUCUUGCAAUUGAAAGCUACAAAGAGUUGUAUGAUUGGUCAAUAGAAAACUAUUCUGACUUCUGGAGUCACUGGUGGAAGAGAGGUGGCUUUAUUAGCUCACAUCCUCCUUCACAAACUGUAACAGAACACAAGAGUAUUGCUGAGCUGCCCAAGUGGUUUGUUGGGGCACGACUCAACUUUGCUGAGAACCUCCUGCGCUUCAGAGAUGAAAGUCCCGCCAUCAUUGCACUGAGUGAGGGCGUCACUACUCCUUUCCGACAAACAUACUGUGAACUGUACGAGUCAUCACAGCAAUGGGCCAAAGCCUUACGCAGAGCUGGGGUGAAAGAAGGCACCCGAGUAGCUGGCUACCUACCCAAUGGCUGUGCCGCGGUCCAUGCCAUGCUUGGUGCCACCACCCUGGGUGGAGUUUGGUGCUCUGCAUCUCCAGACUUCGGAGUGACUGGAGUGCUCGACCGACUCCAGCAAGUGCAACCUGAAGUACUUGUUUCUGUUGAAGCAGUUAUUUUUAAUGGCAAGGUAGACGAUCACCUGGACAAGUUACGCAGAGUGGCAGCCUCCCUGCCCAGCCUGAAGCUGGUCAUUGUCGUGCCUAUUGUACACCCUGCUGGGGAGGUGGAUAUCAGCAACGUUCCUCAUGCGGUUCUCAGUGAGGACUUCCUGACGUCAGUCACGACUGACGAAGUCGUGCCCUUUGCGCAAGUCGCGUUCGACGCGCCGCUCUUCAUCAUGUUCUCCUCCGGCACGACCGGGGCGCCGAAGUGCAUCGUGCACGGCGUGGGG